AUAGUAGCUAAUCAGUUCAGUUGCUUCGGACUACUCUUUCAGCUAUGAACAAGUUUGCAUUUUUAGUAGCGAUUCUGCCUUCGUUGGUCUUCACCGAAAUAGUUCCCGUCCAGGAAUGUCAAACUGGACCCCUUCCGACUUCGGUGGAUGUCAUUGGCUGUAGUAAGCUACCUUGUAAGUUAUCCCGCGGACAGGAGGCCGUCGUUUAUGUAGACUUCAGACCAGCUAGCGAUGCAUCCGCAUUGCGUCCGUCAGUAUUCGCCACGGUACUGGGUGUGACCGUUCCGUUCAGCUUACCUGAAGAUUGGCAGAAUGCUUGCGAUUGGCUUGUGGGAACCCGCUGCCCGUUGACCGCCGGUGAAGAUGUGAUGUACGUCCUGAGGCUGCCUGUACAGAAGACCUACCCGCCGGUAGCUGUGGAUGUCGAGCUCCGACUGAUCGAUCAGGCUGAACAGGUUGUGAGUUGCUUUGUGGUGUCGGCGAAGGUGGUAUAAGGACUGGAUUAGAAAUACAUGGUUUCUUCCGAUACCGGUUGCUUUAUUUGAGUGUUAUUUUUCAUCCCAUACCAUCAAAUUUCUAAGGUCAUUUCUAUUUAAUGUAGAACUUUUGUUUUCUUAAGAUGUUCCUUUUAAAAUUCCAAUUCGGACAUGAUGCAUGUUUUGGUUUUUCUAGGCUAAUUGGUGACAUCCACCUGACUCAGUCGUUUUACUUCUAGAACUCGUAGUAUAUCACACACAGAUAACAGAUGUUUAGUCGCGAUUCGAAAUCUGUGGAAAAACCCGUCACUGAAAUUCCGAAAAAAUCAGACGACUGCAACGUGUUUGGUAAACGUUUAUAGGUGGCGCAGUGAUCGACGCAAUGGAAACAGGUGUAGCAAACAGUUGCGUAGAUGGCGACAGUGAAACACUGAUUUCAAACGUUUAUCAAUUUGAAAGUUAAAACAGGUUCCUAAAUAAAUUUUGUUCUAGCCUAGGAUGUUUCC
Molecule: messenger RNA, 982 nt
Organism: Topomyia yanbarensis
Lineage: Eukaryota; Metazoa; Arthropoda; Insecta; Diptera; Culicidae
Product: NPC intracellular cholesterol transporter 2-like
Exons: 2
Coding region: 45-494 (149 amino acids)
Biological process (GO): intracellular cholesterol transport
Molecular function (GO): sterol binding
Source: RefSeq, a predicted model, not a curated record